AAUCCAACAUGGGUCGGUUUGGCAACUGACAUACAGGUGUGCUUCAUAUAGGAGAAAGUACACACGUGAGAGGUUGCUAUGGAGACGGAGCUUGAGUGAGAGAACUGACAGAAGCAUGAAAUUCAGAUCAAGAAACAUGAAGAGCCUAAUAAAAAAUUUGAUGUGGAAACACAAGCCGUUCUGGAGGCUGUACCUGCGUAACUUUGUGAUUUUGGCUGUGGUUGCAAUGGGCUCGGUUUUCCUUGCCUGUCUUGAUGAAGAUUUUACAACCAAAGUGAGGGGAUAUGUUUGGAAAAUAGACAUAAAGACUCUGGCCAAGCAGUAUAAAGACGAAUCAUCACUUUACAUCGACCGGACACAAGCUGACCAUUUGUUCAACAAGGUCAAAGUGCUGUGUUUUAUUCUAACUAUUGAAAGAAAACUGACAGGGCAGGUCCAGAUCGUAAACAAUACGUGGGCGAGGCGCUGUAACAAAGUAUUGUACGUCCUGUGUACGGACCACAAGGCACCGGACCUCCUUUCCACGUGUUCCGUCGGUGAGAGUAGGAAUCACCUGACCGGGAAAGUCCGGUACGCUAUCAAACAUUCCUACGAACAUUACAUGGAAAAAUACGACUGGUUUUUAAAGGCGGAUGACGAUACGUAUGUGAUAAUGGAGAAUCUCCGGUAUCUGUUAUCACAUUACCCCACGAAUAAGGCGGGGUAUCUGGGUUAUCAUUUUAAAGUACAUAUAGACCAAGGGUACAUGAGUGGAGGGGCCGGGUACAUCAUCAACAGACAGGCUCUCAAACAGGUUGUGGAGCAGGGGUUCCGACGGGACAGUUGUCUUCAGGACGGUGGCGACGAGGAUGUGGAAAUGGGUAGAUGCCUUGAAGCGUCCAACGUGCAGGUGUUUAGCUCACUGGACAAAUUUGACCGGGAGACUUUCCAUACGGACAAACCUUGGCAGCAUAUCUGGGGAAUUCCACCAGGAUAUCUCAACUUAUAUUCUAGAAAUGGAGUAAGAAAGGGAGCCGAUUGCUGUAGUCAGUUCUCCGUUUCCUACCAUCAUGUUGAUGCAGCCACCAUGGCGUUCAUGGAGCAAAUGCUUUACAGGACAAGUGUGUACGGACGACACGGACUGACAAACGCCACCAACGUCUUUCCACAACGAUUUUUAACCGGACACUGAACCUUAACUGCCUGUAAAUUGUUAGCUGGACUGCUCGCUAAUUAUAUAAGUCUUUCCCUGUUCUGCAUCAAUCUUGAUGGCAUCCUGGCAUAAUAUUAUUUUUGGGGGAAUCUCCAUGACAUCAUUGUUAAGGGGAUUCCCCAGAGCUAUAUUAGAACACUGUAGAUGUAUUUUACUGUAAAAUUCUCAAUAUUUUACCAUAUUUUGCCUGUUUAAUGAUUUAUGCUCUGUAGAACUUUUGAUUGCCAUGAAGAACCAGUGGUUCUUUGCCUAAGGCGAUAGGGAAGGAUAUCUUUAAAAUCAUAUCAUGUAUAUUUGAAUACUCGAUACAGGAAAAAUUAUAGGCACAUUCUGCAAAUCUGAAUAGCCAACAGUGGCCCAGGGCAACGUUCGUUUAUCCCGAUCCAAACAGUUAAACCGGUUGGACCAGAAUUGUUCAUGCUGCUUUCUGGCGAGCCUUGAAAAAGCCUUCCAAGGUCUGCAUAAACAUUUGCAGGUUCGCAUAGAUUUAUAUCCGAAAAUGUAUCAUUUAAAAACAGACGAACUGGUUGAACCAGAUACAGGAAAGGGACAUUCAUGUCAUUGCAAUUAUCAGGACAUUGCAGAGUUACUUCCCUUCUUCACUCUGUACGGCUUGUCAUGAGUUCUAUAGUUUAUUGUCAUAUUUAUUAGCGUGGUACAAUCAUUACAUUGACAGUUAUAUAGAAAUAUUGAUCAGUUAUAAAGAUUGACAUGGUUUAUAUUCGUUACAAUAGAUUCCUCCUGGCCAUUGUUUUGUGGUGAAAGUAAGUUUUGACAAAUAAUGUAUCCGUGUUUACAUUUCUGUGUUAAACACUUGUUACCUAUGAUUCAGUUAGUCCCCAGUGUAAUAUUGUGCCAAACAUUGCACUACCAUACAGCAGUUCUUUACCGUGAAGAAAUACUGCCUCAUCCUGAAUAAGAAGGCAAAUUCAUUUUUAAACUCGAUUACAGAAAUAUCUUGGUGUAUGGUAUGCCAUCUUUAGUCUAUUAUCAGUGUUGGACACAGUUUGAUAUCUGCAUUACGAUGAUGUUUCAUUUUACAAUGUACUAGCAUCAGUUACGCUGUAUAACAUGUGGCAUUGACUGUGCAUUAUAAACAUUCCUGGUUUUCGUAGUUGGAGAUCAAAACAUUUUUUUCUGAUCUUAAUGUGUUAGGUGUGCUUCCUUUGAUCUAAGUACUAGUUGUAUUCGGUUCCUAAAAUCCAUUACAUGAUGGCCAUUGUAAUGGGAGAUGAAGGUAGCGAACACACAGGUGACUGACCUUUAGAAGUUGGUAACAGAUAUAGUUUUUUUGUAUGGUAACAGUCUUUUUAACUAAAAAAGUUCAUUAAAUAUGAUUUUUUUGGCACAACAUUUGAAUGGCACAGCCAUUUAUGUGUGUAAAGAUGGCUGUGUCAUUGAAACCUUGUGCCAAAAAAAUCAUAUUCAAUGUAAAUAGCUAUACAAAUAUCUGCAGUGUAUGUGUGCAUACCUCUAAAUGGACUGGAUAGAGAUCUGUGUGAAAUUGUGAAUAAAAUAGAAUUAUUAUCUUUUGCAUAGCAACUGUUUUGAUGGAAAAUGAUAUGAAAAGUAAGAAAAUUCUUUAAGAUUUCUCUAUUUUUUCAUUUUAUUUUUUUCGAUUUGUUCGACAACAACACAAUGUGCUUGUUCUGAGGCUGGUUGUUUGAUUGUUCGCAAGUCUUCACCACCUUGUUCUGAAGCUGGUUGUUUGUUGGCAAGUCUUCACCACCUUGUUCUGAAGCUGGUUGUUUGAUUGUUCGCAAGUCUUCACCACCUUGUUCUGAGGCUGGUUGUUUGAUUGUUGGCAAGUCUUCACCACCUUGUUCUGAAGCUGGUUGUUUGAUUGUUGGCAAGUCUUCACCACCUUGUUCUGAGGCUGGUUGUUUGUUGGCAAGUCUUCACCUUGUUCUGAGGCUGGUUGUUUGAUUGUUCGCAAGUCUUCACCACCUUUGUGUACGACUUCAUUUAAUUAUUGUUAUCAUUGAUUGACCAAACAAGGUCAUAUAUAAAAAGACUGGCUUCUUUUUUCUAAGCCAUAUUUUCAUUCCACCACUUUGAUUUUUUUUUAGAAAAAACAAAGUGCUUUUAAAUGCAAAGACUGUCACCCAGUCAGUGCACACAUAUUUAUCAUUUUUUUAAAGGCAGUGCUUAUUUUGAAAACUUUUAUUUGAUAUUAAUAUCUUUGUAUCAUCAAUUAAAUUGUACUUGUUGGUAUUGUAUAUACAUUUAUUUCAUACUUGGUGAAUCUUUCUACAAUAAAUUACAGUCACUGUUCAGACUAUGCAGUACAAGGUUAGAUGUAUUUCACUCUGUAAUAUAAGCUGUUGUAUAUGACCCCAGUAAACUCCUUUUUACGCUAGAAUGUAUUAGUUAGUUGUUAUCCACUGGUUAAAUGGAAGAAUUGAAACAAGAAUGAGUUCUGAACAUUCAGCACUGUUAUAUGCAAUGGUAAAUGACAUCAAUAUUCCGUCCACAACAUCGUUUUGUCUGCUUCAUGUUUUACAGAUGCAAAUUAACCCUUUUCACCCCUAGGUAACUUGAGUUGACUCGAUCUACCAUACAUUCACCUGGAUGAGUCCAUGAUGGUCUACAGUGGUGAAAGGGUUAAACACUUAUACAGGGUAAUGGUGAGUGACAUUUUGUAAAUAUACAUGCAUGUUUGUUAAAGAAGUAACACCACACACAAGUGUUCACCCGACUCCCAGGCUUUAUGAGAGAAGGAUGACCGGGUGAUGCAAAGUGUGACUGAGGUUUAAUUCCCUGAUUGGACAUGAAAAGGUAUGGGGUCACCUGCCCGAUCACGUCGGUUUUCUCCAGGUACUCUGGUGUCCUUUUUUAUUGAAGCCUACUGCAUGCUAAAAACCGGGCCAACAAGAGUGAUUAGUAUAAGUUUUUAACUUGUGUCAUAAUUGUUGUAAAAUAAAUAAAGUUUAUUUAUAUAUGAGAGAAUUGUGUGUAUGUAUAUUUUACCUCGGCUGUUUAUUACCUCGUAUAAUGACAUCCAUUUUACGUCCCGUGGAAGACAUAACAUAUUCCUUAACAAAUAUAGGGUUGAUGACUCGGCGAGGGUCAGUGAAAACAUGAUGGGGAUAUUUCCAUAUCUUGAUACUGUUCACCGGGAGAUUUUCUCCUUUUUCGUCCUCCAUAAUGAAGGCGAAUUUACCCUUACAGCGAAGAUAAGUAAACAGCAUAAUAUAUGUAUUAAUUAUAUGUGAAGGGCGAGAUUAACACUGGGCGAAAGUUGAUUUCAUGGGCAAAGGGCGAAAGUUUGACAUGGCAAAAUUUUCCCUGUAUACAGUAGUGUUGACUAAACCUUGUUUCCAUGUUAUAGGAGUUUUAUAACAGUUUUUGUCUACUGUAUAAUGUUCCAAUUUGUUUUCCUUUUAUGCAUCCAAAGCGUAUUCGCUGAGCACCCGAUCCCCACGUGAUAAACAGCAUAAAUAGUAGUGACAGAGUGCUAAUACCUCACAGGUGUUUAGAAUUUGCAGAUUUUUGUCAAAAUGUCAAUAUAUAGCAACAACAACACUUUGUGAAGUUUAAACACCAUACAUUACCUCCACAUGUCCUUGCUGAAACUACUGAAAACUUACAGCCUCAUUUCAUAAAUCUUAUAUCUAUUGGAAAAAGUAAGAAUCUUUGUUAUUUAACAUGAGUUUCUAUUCCUGAUCAUAAUACACAUUAUAAGAUAAUGUUGCUACUGCAUAGCUGCUACUUCCUCUGAAUUUUUUGUUGACACAUCUUCAAAAUGUUAUUGUAAAUUUUUGAGAACAAAAAUCUUGUGUUUUUAAGAAUAUCCACUAUCUUACUUCAGAAUACACCUUACCAGUACAAAAAAGAAUUCCACAAAGCGUUUUGCAUUAAUUUACAUGUAAGAUGCAUAAAUCUCCCAUGAAUAAAUUAGCUGGACUUUUUAAAUGAAUUGAUGACAUAUUGAAAAAAAAAAAUGAAAAAUAUACAGAUUUGAAUGCAUUGAUGUCAUUCAAGAAAUUCUAAAAUAUUAGAAAAUACUAAUGUCAUGUUUUUUAAGGGACACAACUCACACAGAAAUCAAAGGUAGAAAGUCUAAGGUAACGUGCCAGUAAGUGAAAGAGUUCUGUACCCUUAUGAAGAAAUGUCUAUUUGAAAUUACACAAAUGCCAAUGUAAUGACAACCCUCUUGAAUAGCCAGCCAUACAUGGUCAUUUAUGUUUAAAGAGGGAGAUGUACUGAGGGUAAAACCCCCAGAUAAAGUACUUGUAGUACAAAAUGUAUUCAUCUUUUAAAAAGUCUUGCAUGAAGGAUUGUGAACAUCAAUGAUUUAAUAUUGAUAAAUUACUGUGAUAUUUUCAUUUUUCUCCCAAAAAUCAAAUCAUUUGACAUUUUGAAUUAGGAUGUAUUUCCGAAUAUUGUGAAAAACAACAAAUGUAGGGUUUACAAAAUAUGAGUUAUGAGAGAUCGAUGUCCUGUCUGUUUUGGUUAUAAAUGUACCUAAAUACACGUUAAGUUAUGAGAGAUCAGUGUUCUGUGUGUUUUGGUUAUAAAUGUACCUGAAUACAUGUUAAGUUAUGAGAGAUCAGUUUCCUGUGUGUUUUGGUUAUAAAUGUACCUAAAUACACGUUAAGUUAUGAGAGAUCAGUGUCCUGUGUGUUUUGGUUAUAAAUGGACCUGAAUACACGUUAAGUUAUGAGAGAUCAGCGUCCUGUCUGUUUUGGUUAUAAAUGUACCUAGAUACACGUUAAGUUAUUAGAGAUCAGUGUCCUG
Messenger RNA from Mizuhopecten yessoensis (Yesso scallop), 5932 nucleotides. Its product is annotated as glycoprotein-N-acetylgalactosamine 3-beta-galactosyltransferase 1-like. Bases 116 to 1171 code for a protein of 351 amino acids. NCBI's taxonomy places the organism in Eukaryota, Metazoa, Mollusca, Bivalvia, Pectinida, Pectinidae. Gene Ontology annotation, molecular function: N-acetylgalactosaminide beta-1,3-galactosyltransferase activity. The record is from RefSeq and is a predicted model, not a curated record. Gene Ontology annotation, cellular component: membrane. The transcript is spliced from 6 exons.